Babesia bovis T2Bo is the source of this 1088-nucleotide messenger RNA. Its product is annotated as Ubiquitin carboxyl-terminal hydrolase family protein. Gene Ontology annotation, molecular function: cysteine-type deubiquitinase activity; cysteine-type endopeptidase activity. Gene Ontology annotation, biological process: protein deubiquitination. The transcript has 5 exons. The record is from RefSeq and is a predicted model, not a curated record. NCBI's taxonomy places the organism in Eukaryota, Apicomplexa, Aconoidasida, Piroplasmida, Babesiidae. The coding region runs from base 36 to 1058 and encodes 340 amino acids. Gene Ontology annotation, cellular component: cytosol; nucleus.
AUUCAUGUGUUGGCAGAUGCUAUAUCGAGAUUCCUAUGAAUACUCCUAAAAGGUUAUGUGGCCUAACGAAUGAGUAUAACAACAGCUAUUGCAAUGCGGUAAUCCAAUGUUUAUAUUCGCUAUCCUUUGUGAGAGAUGCCUUAAUAUAUAUGCAAAACAGUUAUACCCUAGCAUCGCGUACAUUGGGAAGGUUGUACCUGAGCUACGACAGUCCGAGCGGUAUACAAUCUCCUAACGAUCUGUUAGCUGCACUUGGAUACAUUAAUGGUGAUACUUCAAUUGGUAUUCUAGAGGACGCACAUGAAUUUUGUAUUUAUCUAUUGAACACCAUCAUUGAUGAAACUCGUGCUUUAGGCAACCAUGGGUAUUCACUAGGUCCUUUCAACGAAGUUUUUGGUACUAUUAGUGAUAGUGUCCCAGAUAUAAUUCCAUUGAAUCCUGUACCGCGGACAUGGAUUAACUCUUGUUUUGAGGGUACUCUAAGAUCUGAGAUUAAGUGUCGUUACUGUGGUAGAGCAGGGUACGAAUUGCACCAUUUUCUGUCGUUAUCUGUUGAUAUCAUUGAAGGAUGUGAUGUGCUGUCGUGUAUUCAACAAUACACUGAGUGGUCCUCGGUUUCUCCACAAGAUCAAUACCAAUGUACAUCGUGUGGUUGCCAUGGUUGUAUAACACGCCGGGAUAAUUUUGAGUUGUUACCUCCCGUGUUAAUCAUACGACUAAAUAGGUUUAUUUUGAAUACAUAUGUUACGAACGACGACUACUUAUAUUUCUACGAGAGGCUCCCCUAUCCAGUAGUCAUUAACCGUAACUUCGAUAUAGAAGAUAUGUACCACGCUGAUCCUGUUUCAUAUACGCUUUUUGCGAUAGUAUCGCAUUUUGGCGACUCACCAUAUGAAGGCCACUAUAUGGCAUCCACCUAUAUAGAAGGUCAAUGGUACCGGUGCGAUGACGACAGAGUAUCAGUAAUAAGUAACCUCAGUGCUGAGUUAGGAAUUGAGAAUAGUAGCGGCAAUGCACACAGUUACAUUUUAUUCUAUCGAAGUGCUUCUAUAGGUUAAGCACUUAUAAAACACUGCUUGCAAUAUGGU